UUUAGAACUAAAAGACAACGAAGUUUGAGAGUUAUUUAUAUUUAUUUGAUAAAAAAAUAUAAAUAUAAAAUGAGUGACCAAAAAUUAGCUGAAAAUAUCGGUUCCUUGAUAGCAAAUGAAUGUUAUUAUUACGUUGCCGUAAAAGGUUCACCAUUUGCUGCGGACUGUUCUGUAUUUGGAUUGAUAGCUGAUGAAAUGCAGGCACUUUGUAAGCGUUUUCCUAAUUCAGGAACUGACGUUAUGAACGGCGUACUGAUCAAAGCCCAAUCAGAUGACAUUGCUCGGGUGAAGCAGCUUUUGGGUAAAGGUGCAUCUGCUUCUGAGGAAGAUUCUGCUGGAUAUACGGCUCUUCAUUAUGCAGCUCGUGCGGGACAUUAUGAUGUAUGUAAGCUGCUGUUAGAACACAGUGCUCGGGUGAAUGCAAUCACGCGAUGCGGUCGAGCAACACCACUUCACAGAGCUGCUAGCAGAGGAAAUGAAGAUGUAGUACGUUUGCUGUGUAAAUUUGGAGCUGAUUUAAAUAUUCAGGAUGCUGAUGGAUAUACUGCACUCCAUCGAGCAGCUCUUGCUGGGUCGCUGAGUGUUUGGAAGCUUUUGGUUGAUAAAACUUCUGCGGAUAUCGUUGAUAAUAAUGGUCACACUGCGGCACAGUUAGCUGAAAUUCAAAAUAAAUUUAUUAUUUAA
This is a messenger RNA of Cotesia congregata, 684 nucleotides long. NCBI's taxonomy places the organism in Eukaryota, Metazoa, Arthropoda, Insecta, Hymenoptera, Braconidae. The record is from the annotation of a GenBank genome assembly.